Molecule: messenger RNA, 129 nt
Organism: Echinostoma caproni
Lineage: Eukaryota; Metazoa; Platyhelminthes; Trematoda; Plagiorchiida; Echinostomatidae
Source: the annotation of a GenBank genome assembly
CUGAUCUACGAGGAAACUCGUGGUGUUUUGAAGGUGUUCUUGGAGAAUGUCAUUCGUGAUGCCGUUACCCACACCGAGCACACGAAGCGGAAGACUGUUACUGCCACGGUUGUUUUCUAUUUACCCUGA